AUGCAUGAUGACCCGUUGGUACUGGAGCUGGAAAUAGCGAAUUUUCCCGUCAAGAGAUGUCUAAUUGAUGGGCGCAGUUCUGCAAAUAUUAUAUUCUGGGAGGCUUUCACCCAGUUGAACAUCGACCAUGGAGAGUUAUCCAGGGUAAACUACCCCGUUAUUGGAUUCUCUGGAGCCAGUGUCUACCCCGAGGGCAGUAUCCGUUUGCCAGUUCAAGUGGGUAGAGGAAUGUCAGCUAGGGAUUUGAUGGUCGAUUUUUUGGUGAUUAAGGUACCGGCGGCAUACAAUGUGAUAAUUGGUCGACCGUUUAUCCAUGACGCGCAGGCAGUGGUGUCUACAUAUCAUUUUACUAUGAUAUAUCUCUCGAAUCUGGAAAGAACUGAAAGAGUGCAUGGCAGCCAAGAGACUGCCAGAUCAUGCUAUCUAACAGCUAUAAAAGCACCAGGAAGGAUGGUGCCGGAAACCAAUCUGGCCCGAGAAGUAAACAUGCCAGCUAAGAGACAGAGGGGAUCUCAGUAUAGAAAAUUAUGA
Molecule: messenger RNA, 531 nt
Organism: Spinacia oleracea (spinach)
Lineage: Eukaryota; Viridiplantae; Streptophyta; Magnoliopsida; Caryophyllales; Amaranthaceae
Exons: 1
Coding region: 1-531 (176 amino acids)
Source: RefSeq, a predicted model, not a curated record